CCUUUGUUUGGCGUGUUCUGCCUACAACUAUGGCAGCAGCUGAACACCAACAUCGUUUCUUGUCUGUGAUGCUUCUUCUUUUAGUUUUCUCAUCAGGCAUUGCCAACGGGCGCUCAGUCAUCAAAACCCUACCGGGGUUUUCUGGUGAACUUCCAUUCUAUCUUGAAACUGGGUAUGUGGGUGUAGGUGAAAAUGAGGAAGUGCAGCUGUUCUACUAUUUUGUUAAGUCACAGAGGAAUCCAGUAUUUGACCCUCUUAUGCUUUGGCUCUCUGGAGGCCCCGGUUGUUCCACUCUCACUGCAUUCUUCUAUGAAAACGAAUGUACUUUUAAGCAAAAUGUAAGUACAUUUUGCAUAGGUCCCCUAACUUUCAAUAUUCAAGAAUAUGAAGGAGGCUUACCGAAUCUUUAUUUGAAAGAGAACACAUGGACGAAGACCCUCAACAUAAUAUUUGUAGAUGCUCCUGUGGGUAGUGGAUUCUCUUACUCAGAAACACAAGAAGGUUACAUUAUGGAAGACUUGAAAUACGCAGCACAGACAUAUGAAUUCCUCAAGAAGUGGUUGGUGGAUCAUCCCGAGUUCCUGAAAAAUGAGCUCUACGUUGGCGGUGAUUCAUACUCGGGCAUACCUGUCCCAAUGGUCGUUCAAGAGAUAUAUUAUGGUAGUCCAAGCUUGAACCUCCAAGGAUAUGUGCUUGGGAACCCGCUGACUGAUACAGAUAAUGAUAUGAAUUCAAGAAUUCCAUUUGCACACCGGCUGACUCUUAUAUCUGAUGAACUCUAUGAGUCUGCCAAAACAAGCUGCAAUGGCGAUUAUGUGACAGUAAAUGCAAGCAAUGAACAAUGUGUUGCAGAUAUGGAAGCCAUUAGUAAGUUGAUCGAUCAAAUAUACAUAAUGCAAGUUUUGGAACCAAACUGUGGUAUUUCAUCCCGAAAACCAAAGGAAGGAGAGUUGAAUCAUACACAUUUCCUCACACAACUUGGUGAAAAAUCUGCGUACUUUUGCCAUGAAUACAAUUAUUUGUUUUCUGAAAUAUGGGCCAAUAAUAAAGAUGUACGAGAAGCACUUCGCGUUAGAGAGGGGACAAAAGGCCAUUGGGUAAGAUGCAAUAUUACCAACCUAGCUUUCACAAAGGAUGUAACAAGCACUGUCGCUUAUCAUCAAAAUCUCACUAAUACAGGCCUUCGAGCUCUAAUAUACAGUGGUGAUCAUGACAUGUCCAUUCCACAUAUUGGCACACAAGAAUGGAUAAAUUCACUUAAUUUGACAUUAGAAGAUCCUUGGCGAACAUGGUAUACUGAUGGUCAAGUUGCGGGAUACACAGAAACGUUUACAAAUGAUGACUUUGAUCUAACAUUUGCAACUGUAAAGGGUGCAGGUCAUGUAGCCAUUGAGUACAAGCCCAAGGAGUGUUAUGCCAUGAUUGAUAGGUGGUUUGCUCAUUAUCCACUCUAGUUAACAGUAAUUGCUUGACAUCCAUGUGAUCCCAACUUGUAUAAGGCAUGUGAUGCGGGUGAAAAGGCUGAGGUGAUCAUCAAAGGCCCAUUUGAGAACAAACAAAGGCCUUAGUUUUUUAGGUCCUAUUUGACAUGAAAUGUAUUAUCAAUAAUUAUUCAUACAGUAUUUAAGUAAAAUGAGUCGCGUGGAGAAAGACCUGUGUUUUUAUACAGUAUUUAAAUAAUGUGUUUUUAAGUACAUCAUUGUAGGUGAUAAUUAUGUAAC
Messenger RNA from Vitis riparia (riverbank grape), 1721 nucleotides. RefSeq names its product serine carboxypeptidase-like 18. The record is from RefSeq and is a predicted model, not a curated record. The transcript has 14 exons. Lineage: Eukaryota; Viridiplantae; Streptophyta; Magnoliopsida; Vitales; Vitaceae. Gene Ontology annotation, molecular function: acyltransferase activity, transferring groups other than amino-acyl groups; serine-type carboxypeptidase activity. Bases 30 to 1454 code for a protein of 474 amino acids. Gene Ontology annotation, biological process: proteolysis; secondary metabolic process.